Molecule: messenger RNA, 987 nt
Organism: Haemonchus placei
Lineage: Eukaryota; Metazoa; Nematoda; Chromadorea; Rhabditida; Trichostrongylidae
Source: the annotation of a GenBank genome assembly
AUGGGUUGUGCGGCUUCGUCGGCGGCGGCACGUACGAAAGCGUCACUAACGGAUACGUCCCCAGACCUGACAACACGCACAACUCGAACAGUGUCGAGCAACAUCAGCAACGAUAUGUUCCGGCAACAACAGCGUCAAGUUUCAAGGGGUCCCACUUCUGCGCAAGCAAUCGAUACAGAAAGAAUUGAGCCAAAAAGGAAAAUGGCAGGUGGUGAUGCAGUCAAGUACGAAACCAUCGAACGUGGAUCCUUGUACUCGAUGGAUUAUCGGAUCUUUAUCAAGGGUCCCGACGGUGUUUUAUCACCCUGGCACGAUAUUCCGCUGUACGCCGAUGAGUCCAAGAAGAUCUACAACAUGAUUGUUGAAAUCCCACGUUGGACCAACGCCAAAAUGGAGAUGGCUACCGCAGAACCAAUGAAUCCGAUCAAGCAAGAUCUAAAAAAAGGUCUGCCACGAUUUGUGCAUAAUAUAUUCCCGCACAAGGGUUACAUUUGGAACUAUGGUGCACUUCCUCAAACGUGGGAGGAUCCUAAUCACACUGUCCCCGACACGGGAGCUAAAGGAGACAACGAUCCCAUUGAUGUCAUUGAAAUCGGGUCGAAGGUUCAAGGCCGUGGUGCAGUCGUCAAGGUGAAAAUAGUUGGAACCUUAGCGCUGAUCGAUGAAGGUGAAACCGAUUGGAAGUUGGUUGCCAUCGAUAUCGAAGACCCAGUAGCGGCACAGAUCAAUAACAUAGGUGAUGUGGAAAAACACUUCCCAGGAUUACUCAAGGCUACCCAUGAGUGGUUCCGUAUCUACAAGAUCCCAACUGGGAAGCCGGAAAACAAAUUUGCUUUCAAUGGCGAAUUCAAAGAUCGAGAUUACGCACACAAGGUGAUCAAUCAAACGAACGAGUUCUGGAAAUCACUUAUCAAGGAGGCGUCGCCCAAGCUAAAAACGUAUGUUCAAAUGCUUAUUACUUCUAAUGAUGGUAUGGUUUUUCUGUGA